AUGGCCGCGCUCCGGCUCCUCUUGUCCAGGCGGCGGCUCAGCGACUUUGCCGGCCGCUCAGGGGGCGCCCGGGGGGACCCUGCUUUGCACAAGGACUGUGCUCGGGGCUUCUCCACCAGCCCCCGGCAGCAAGCCCGAUUCUACACGGACGCGGUGGAGGCGGUCCAGGACAUCGCAUAUGACGCUACCGUGCUGGUGGGCGGGUUCGGGCUCUGCGGGAUCCCGGAGAACCUAAUUCGCGCCCUCCUGCAGACCCACGUGAAAGGGCUCACCGUGGUCAGCAACACCGUGGGCGUGGAGAACUUCGGCCUGGGCCUCUUACCGGCCACCAAGCAGAUCCGGCGCAUCGUCUGAUCCUAUGUGGGGGAAAACGCCCUCUGUGAGCACCAGUACUUGGCUGGGGAGCUGGAGCUAGAGCUGACGCCCCAGGGCACACUGGCGGAGAGGAUCCGCGCAGGGGGCGCUGGGGUGCCAGCCUUCUACACCAGCACGGGCUAUGGGACCCUGGUCCAGGAAGGAGGCGCUCCCAUCAGGUACUAUGACGAUGGCCACCUGGCUGUCAUCAGUAAGCCCAGAGAAGUGAGGGAGUUUCAUGGCCACCAUUAUCUUCUGGAGGAAGCAAUUACAGGAGAUUUUGCUUUGGUCAAAGGCUGGAAGGCCGAUCGCUCAGGAAACGUUAUCUUCAGGAAAAGCGCAAGGAAUUUCAACGUGCCCAUGUGCAAAGCUGCAGAAGUCACAGUGGUAGAGGUGGAAGAAGUUGUGGACGUGGGAUCAUUUGCCCCAGAAGACAUCCAUAUUCCUAACAUCUACGUAGACCGCUUGUUAAAGGGAGAAAAGGACGAGAAAAGAAUUGAGUACAUAGCAAUCCGACAAGCAGAAGAGCAAAAGCACACAGCUGACGAUCAGAGGAUACGAAUAAUCAAACGGGCAGCUCUGGAAUUUGAGGAUGGCAUGUAUGCUAAUCUGGGCAUCGGAAUCCCUCUGCUGGCCAGCAACUUUAUCAGACCCAACAUGACUGUUCACCUGCAGAGUGAAAAUGGAGUCCUGGGCUUGGGACCCUUUCCAUUACAAAGUGAGAUGGAUGCGGAUCUCAUCAAUGCUGGCAACCAAAUGGUCACUGUCAUUCCCGGGGCCUCUUUCUUCUCCAGCGAUGAAUCAUUUGCCAUGAUUAGGGGCGGACACCUUGAUAUGACAAUGCUGGGAGGAAUGCAGGUGUCCAAAUAUGGGGACCUGGCUAACUGGAUGAUUCCGGGGAAGAAGGUGAAAGGAAUGGGAGGAGCCAUGGACUUAGUGUCCAGUCCCAAAACCAAAGUGGUGGUCACCAUGCAGCAUUGUUCAAAGACGAAUGAACCCAAAAUCUUGGACAAGUGUACGAUGCCACUGACCGGGAAGCGCUGUGUGCACCGAAUCAUCACAGACAAGGCCGUGUUCAACGUGCACCCAAAGAGAGGACUGACACUGAUUGAGCUCUGGGAAGGCUUGACGGUGGAGGAUAUCAAAAAGUGCACAGGGUGUGCCUUUGCCGUCUCACCCGACCUCAAGCCAAUGCAGCAAAUUUCCAUGUAA
Messenger RNA from Chrysochloris asiatica (Cape golden mole), 1566 nucleotides. It is a transcript of the gene OXCT2, whose product is annotated as 3-oxoacid CoA transferase 2. Lineage: Eukaryota; Metazoa; Chordata; Mammalia; Afrosoricida; Chrysochloridae. Gene Ontology annotation, biological process: ketone body catabolic process. The record is from RefSeq and is a predicted model, not a curated record. Gene Ontology annotation, molecular function: succinyl-CoA:3-oxo-acid CoA-transferase activity. Gene Ontology annotation, cellular component: mitochondrion.